AAAGAAAAAAAGAAAGAAAAAAGAAAAGACAGAGGGGUUAAAUCGGUCUGCCACCGAGAUUUUUUCCAGAACAGUUUAUUAGCAGCCAUGUGUUCAUAGCUAAAGACACGGGGGAAAGUUCUUGGAUCUUCCUUUUGUGUUACCGUUUUUGUUGUGAUUUUUUUUUCUCCUUGCUGGCUUUUAAUCUUGUAUUAUUUGGGUGGGAGGACUUUUUAUGGCUUACGGUGGAUAAUCAAAAAACAAAGCAAAACCCCUUUCUCGGUGCAAAAACUGAUAUAAAUGCGUGGAAUAUCCUCUGGAUCAAGACUGAAUGCGUGUUAAAAACUACUUUUUUUGAGGGUUAAAACACACGUGAGGCAAAAAAAAAAAAAGCACCUUUUGCAGAAGAUAUCUGUCAUUUCUUCCCCUAAAAUACUUUCCUUGGAAUAUUGUGAACAUAUUUGUGGCCAUUUAAGGUUUGUGUGAUUUUGCUAAAAUGCAUCACCAACAGCGAAUGGCUGCCUUAGGGACGGACAAAGAACUCAGUGAUUUACUGGAUUUCAGUGCGAUGUUUUCACCUCCUGUGAGCAGUGGAAAAAAUGGACCAACUUCUUUGGCAAGUGGACAUUUUACUGGCUCAAAUGUAGAAGACAGAACUAGCUCAGGGUCCUGGGGGAAUGGAGGACAUCCUAGUCCAUCCAGGAACUAUGGAGAUGGAACUCCGUAUGAACAUAUGACAAACAGGGACCUUGGAUCACAUGACAAUCUAUCGCCUCCUUUUGUGAAUUCCAGAAUACAAAAUAAAACAGAAAGGGGCUCCUAUUCAUCAUACGGGAGAGACUCAAACUUACAGGGUUGCCACCAGCAAAGUCUCCUCGGAGGUGACAUGGAAAUGGGCAACCCCGGAGCUCUCUCACCCACCAAACCUGGCUCUCAGUACUAUCAGUAUUCUAGCAAUAACCCGCGAAGGAGGCCUCUGCACAGUACCUCUGUGGAAGUACAGACAAAGAAAGUUCGAAAGGUUCCUCCAGGUUUACCAUCUUCAGUUUAUGCCCCUUCUGCGAGCACCGCCGACUACAAUCGGGAUUCACCAGGCUACCCAUCCUCAAAACCAGCAGCCAGCACUUUUCCUAGUUCUUUCUUCAUGCAAGACGGUCAUCAUAGCAGUGAUCCGUGGAGCUCCUCCAGCGGAAUGAAUCAGCCUGGUUAUGGCGGGAUGUUGGGCAAUUCUUCUCAUAUUCCACAAUCCAGUAGCUAUUGCAGUCUUCAUCCUCACGACCGCUUGAGCUACCCAUCACACUCCUCCUCAGACAUCAAUUCCAGUCUUCCUCCAAUGUCCACUUUCCAUCGUAGUGGCACGACCCAUUACAACACUUCUUCCUGUACACCACCUGCAAACGGAACAGAUAGCAUUAUGGCAAACAGAGGAAGCGGAGCUGCAGGAAGUUCACAGACAGGCGAUGCACUGGGGAAAGCACUUGCAUCUAUCUACUCUCCAGACCACACCAACAACAGCUUUUCAUCAAAUCCUUCAACUCCCGUUGGUUCUCCCCCUUCUCUCUCAGCAGGCACAGCUGUUUGGUCUAGAAAUGGAGGGCAAGCAUCAUCAUCUCCCAAUUAUGAAGGUCCCUUACACUCUUUGCAAAGCCGGAUCGAAGACCGCUUGGAAAGACUGGAUGACGCUAUUCAUGUUCUCCGGAACCAUGCAGUGGGGCCUUCAACUGCCAUGCCCGGUAGUCAUAGCGACAUGCAUGGUUUAAUAGGACCCUCUCAUAAUGGAGCAAUGGGAGGUCUUGGAUCAGGAUAUGGGACAGGCCUUCUUUCAGCCAAUAGGCAUUCGCUAAUGGUCGGGGCUCACCGAGAGGACGCAGUUGGUCUCCGCGGCAGCCAUUCGCUUGUGCCAAACCAGGUUCCCGUUCCACAGUUGCCAGUGCAGUCUGCUACGUCCCCCGACUUAAACCCGCCUCAAGAUCCAUACAGAGGAAUGCCAACUGGACUUCAGGGACAAAGUGUGUCUUCGGGGAGCUCCGAAAUCAAAUCUGAUGACGAGGGAGACGAAAACCUCCAGGACGCAAAAUCUUCUGAUGACAAGAAGUUAGACGACGACAAGAAGGAUAUCAAAUCAAUUACUAGGUCAAGAUCUAGCAAUAAUGACGACGAAGAUCUUACACCAGAGCAAAAGGCAGAACGCGAGAAAGAAAGGAGGAUGGCCAACAAUGCCCGCGAGCGCCUCCGUGUCCGUGACAUCAACGAGGCCUUCAAGGAGCUGGGCCGGAUGGUGCAGCUCCACCUGAAGAGCGACAAGCCCCAGACCAAACUCCUGAUCUUACAUCAAGCCGUAGCUGUUAUCCUCAGCUUAGAGCAGCAAGUCAGAGAAAGGAAUCUGAAUCCUAAAGCAGCGUGUCUGAAAAGAAGGGAAGAAGAGAAAGUAUCUUCGGACCCUCCUCCGCUUUCUUUGGCAGGACCGCACCCUGGGAUGGGAGACACAUCGAAUCACAUGGGACAGAUGUAAAAAACAAAAGGUCCAAGUUGCUACAUUUUCUUCAUGUAAACCAGAGACCACUUCCUUAACAGCUGUAUUAUCUUAAACCCACAUAAACACUUAACCCCCCUUUUUUGUAAUAUAAUAAGACAAGUCUGAGUAGUUACGAAUCACAGACGCACGAGAUUUCAGCAUUCCCAAUUCUGAAACGAAACAAAAAAAAAAGGAAAAAGUGCAACUUGAGGGACGCCUCUCUUCAACAUAUCAUUCAGAAUGUUUCGAGCAGUACGUCAGGAGCUGUAAAAAAUGCACAGCCAAGAGACUGAAUGGCAAUCUUCUCCACACUGUGGGACAAUGCAUUUGUGCCUAAACUUCUUUUGGAAAAAAAUAUAAUUAAUUUGUAAGUCUGAAAAAAAAUAUUUAAUUUAAAAAAAUUGUAAACUUGCAAUAAUGAAAAGUGUACUUCUGAAGAAAAAAAAUGAACGUUUUUGUUGGUGUACUAGUCCGCUAGUGUUUAUACUUACUGGAUAUUAAAAAGGGAAGCAUUGCUGCCCACGUAUUUACAAAAACCAGCAAAUGUCCUAAUGAAAACUGAAGUGAUGACAUUAGCCAUUCCUUAGGGUAGGAGGAACAGAUGGAUCUUAUAGACCUAUGACACACACACAC
Messenger RNA from Gekko japonicus, 3127 nucleotides. RefSeq names its product transcription factor 4 (gene TCF4). The record is from RefSeq and is a predicted model, not a curated record. The coding region runs from base 476 to 2491 and encodes 671 amino acids. Lineage: Eukaryota; Metazoa; Chordata; Lepidosauria; Squamata; Gekkonidae. Gene Ontology annotation, biological process: regulation of transcription by RNA polymerase II. Gene Ontology annotation, cellular component: transcription regulator complex. The transcript is spliced from 20 exons. Gene Ontology annotation, molecular function: DNA-binding transcription factor activity, RNA polymerase II-specific; RNA polymerase II cis-regulatory region sequence-specific DNA binding; protein dimerization activity.